GAAAAGAGCAGCCGGGCCGGGCCGGGACCAGAAGAGAUGGAGGUCCUCCUGCAGCUACAGCUGCUGCUGGCUGCUCUGGUGAUGGCGCCGGCCGCCUCGCAGCAGAACUUCUGCUUGAACACAACGGUGCUGAGGACGCAGACGGCCUGUCAUUCCUGCAGCAUCUCCCGGCUGGUUCCCUGUCCAUCAGGAUACAAAAGGACUCCAGGAGGCGUGACCUCCAGCUGCAGGUACGACGUGAAGACCAGCAGCUUCAAGCUAGCCAUCAAGGGCUGCUCCUUCGAGUGCUUCAGGGAGGUGCAGGUGAAGAGCUGCUGUCCAGGUUACUGGGGACCGGACUGCAUGGAGUGUCCCGAUCGGGCCGACCGACCCUGCAGCAGCAGAGGGUUCUGCUCCGACGGGCUGGGAGGGAACGGCACCUGCAGCUGCCAGGAUGGCUUUGCUGGAACUGCAUGUGAGGACUGCGCACCUGGACGUUACGGCCCCACCUGUGGCUCAGAGUGCAGGUGUGUCCACGGUCUGUGUGCUUCUGGACUGAACGGGGACGGCCGCUGCACCUGCUUCUCUGGCUACAGAGGUCCCAGCUGUGACCAGGAGCUGCCGGAGUGCGCGGCCCUCAGCUGCCAGCAGAACUCUCGCUGCAUAGAAGAAGCUCUGACGGGACGGCUGGCGUGUCAGUGUUUGCCCGGCUUUGAGAAAUCUGGACCUCAGUGUUUACCCAAGAACCCGUGCCUCCAGCCGGUGUGCCACGCCCAGGCCUCCUGCGUCCACACCGGACCCGACCAGCACCAGUGUGCCUGCAACCAGGGCUACAGCGGAGACGGGCGGGUCUGCAUGCCCGUCAAUCCCUGCCAGACCGAGAACGGAGGCUGCUCCGCCGGGUCGGGCCGCUGCGUCUACGACGGACCCGGAAAGUCUCACUGUGAGUGUCUGCCGGGCUUUGAGCCGCUGGCAGAUGGAAGCUGCAGCCUGAAGGACGCCUGCCAGCCCGGUUCCUGCCACCGGAACGCCAACUGCACCACAGCGGGACCGGGCCAAGUCCAGUGCAGCUGUCUGCCGGGGUACGUGGGGAACGGCCAGCUUUGCUUUGGGAACAUCAUGGAGAGACUGAGGGAACUGAACACUCAGCCUGGGAAGGAGUGGAGCGGCCAGCUGAGCAACGCCAUCGCUCUGUUCGGUUCUGUGUCGUGGCCCCUGCAGAACUUGGGUCCCUUCACGGUUUUUGUUCCGGUCAAUAAAGGCUUCAGGGGACUUUCAAUAAAGACUCUGACUGCAGACUCGUCCAAAGCCAAGUACCUGUGUAACAUGCACCUGGUUGCUGGUGCAAUACCGUCCUCCACUCUGAAGAAAACCUCCGUCUUCUACAUGCUGUCAGGAAAAUCCGGAGAGACGGAAACGUCUGAUAGGGACGGCCAGCUGACAAUCCGCAUCCACGGCAGCAGGAGGAGAGGAAGCAUCAUCCAGUCCGACCUGGCAGCAUCCAACGGCGUCAUCCACAUCAUCAGCAAGCUGAUGGACAGUGUCCCCGCCACCGUGGAGAGCAGACCCCAUGAGAAUCUGAUGACCAUCAUCUCUGACUACGGAAAACUGGAGACGUUCAAGUCCCUCCUGGAGGAAACGGACCUGGCGUCUGUGAUGGACCUUCCAGGACCCGUCACGGUCUUCACUCCCACUGCUGCAGCCUUCGAUGCCAUGAAGGAGGGACACUUGCAGUUCCUGCGCAGCGCAAAGGGUCGCACCAAGCUGGUGGAGCUCCUCAGGAACCACAUCGUGCCGUCCACCUCGCUGGAGGUCUAUAACAUCGUAUCCAGCCCCACCGUGAGGACCAUGGCCAACCAGGCCCUGCUCAUCAAUCUGACAGAAAACGGUCAGAUUCUGGUGAACGGAGCGGCCGUCCUGGAGGCGGCCGUGGAGGCCAGCAAUGGACGUCUGUAUGUGAUGGAUGGAGUCCUGACUCCAGCCUCCAUCCAACCUCUGCUGCCCCACAGGUGUGACUCCACAGAGACCAGGACCGUUAAGGGUAAAUGUGUCAGUUGUUCCAAGGUGCACCUGUCGCAGUGCUCAUCAGGAGUCUACACGGGCUCCUUCACCUCCGGCUGUGUUUACACCUGGUCCUCUACACCGGCCCUCAGGUUGACAUCCAGAGGCUGCUCGCCCUCCUGCAACGUGACCGUGACGACUGCAGCGUGUUGUAAAGGCUUCUACGGUCCAGACUGCGCUCCCUGUCCAGGAGGCUAUCAGGCGCCCUGCUCCGGACACGGCCAGUGCAUGGAAGGCAUUGGAGGAAAUGGCUCGUGUGUCUGUGACCCAAGCUUCAGAGGCUCUCGCUGCCAGUACUGCUCCUCCUCCAGCAAAUACGGUCCAAACUGCGACAGAACCUGCCCCUGCAUCCACGGACAGUGUGACAACCGUCCAGACUCAGACGGACGCUGCAAGCUGGACUCCUGCCUCCAAGGUUUCACCGGUCGCUUCUGUGAGCGACGGACACAGAUCUGUGGAGUCCUGGCCCAGUUCUGCCACGCCCACUCUGACUGUGACUUCACUGAUGGACUGCCCAGGUGUGUUUGUAAACCUGGUUUCCAGGGCGACGGUAUCACCUGUGUGGAGUCGGACCCCUGUGCUCCACCUCUGAGAGGCGGCUGCAGCGUGAACGCUAAAUGCAUAAAGACAGGCCCAGGUACACACACCUGCCAGUGUCUGACCGGCUGGACAGAGGACGGAGACGAGUGUCGACCCAUAAACAACUGUGAUGGUCCUGACCGAGGAGGCUGCCACCACAACGCCUCCUGCAUCUAUGUGGGACCUGGACAGAGCGACUGCGCCUGCAGGUCCGGUUACCAUGGAGACGGCCUGCAGUGUGAGGCGGUUAACGAGUGCGUGACGGAAAACGGAGGCUGUCACUUCAGGGCCAGCUGUCUGCUGCUGUCCUCUCGGUGGACGUGUGUCUGUGAUGGCGGCUAUGUUGGAGACGGACACCUGUGCUACGGUACCAUCGACCAGGAGCUGAUGGUCCUGCAGAACGCCUCGGACUUCUUCACCUGGACCACGGUUUCUGGCCUGUCCAGCUCUUUGUCGGAUCAGAACCUGACCCUCCUGGUUCCCACCUCUGCUGCGAUCGCUCAGAUGUCCUCAGAGGACAGAAGCUUCUGGACGGCGAAGGGAAACUUGCCGAGCCUCAUCAGGAACCACGUGGUACCAGGCAUCUUCUCCUUGUCCACCCUGAGGAACGUCUCAUCCGUGACCUCUCUGCUGUCCUCAACUCUUCCUGUUUCAGCCAGCCAGGAGAUGACCUCCGUUGGAGGAGCGACCAUCAUGUCUUCAGACGGAGCGGCCACCAACGGCCUGAUCCACGUUAUUAACAAGGUUCUGGUUCCUGACAGGAAGCUGAGUGAAGGUCUGUUGGCCGUGCUGGCUCUGAGGCCGGAGUUCUCGCUCUUCAGAUCCGCCCUGAUGGACCACAACCUGACCGAGGAGAUGGAGCGGGCCGAGGAGUUCACCGUGUUCGCUCCGACAAACGCCGCCGUCACGCAGUACCUUCAGCAGACGGCAGCGCCGGCCUUGGAUGCCAACACAACCCGUUACCACGUGGUGCUGGCAGAGCGCCUGUUAAAGACCGACCUUCAGCCUGGAGGAUACAAGGAGACGCUCCUCGGAUCGCCCUUUCAGCUCGGCAUCUACCCCAGAGACGGAAAGCUGUUUGUGAACGACGCUCAGAUCAACUCGUCCAACCUUCUGUGUGCUAAAGGCGUGAUCCACACUCUGUCCGCCGUUCUGCACAUCAACAGGAAUCGCUGCGACAGACUCACCUACAGCAAAGUCCAGGGAACGUGUUCAAACUGCUUGUUACCCAGAACCCAGAAAUGUCCCAGUGGAACCAUCGCUGAUAAAUCAACAAGGAUGAGGAGGUGCCUGUUCAGACAAGUCGUUGAAGGAGAAUCGCACAUGACCAUUGGCUGCAUAGCCACCUGCCUCCAGAAGAACAUCGAGCUCAGGUGCUGUGACGGGUUUUUCGGGAAGCACUGUGAGCCUUGUCCCGGUCCAAAGGGCCAGGCCUGCUUUGGUAACGGACUCUGUUCAGAUGGAGUCAAUGGAACUGGAGUGUGUAGGUGUAACACAGAGUUCACCGGGACGGCCUGUGAAACCUGCCAGAGCGGCAAAUACGGAGUUCACUGCGACCAAGAGUGUCGGUGUAAGAACGGACGCUGUAAGGACGGACUGAACGGAGAUGGGACCUGCGAGUGUGACGUCGGCUGGAGAGGCGUCCACUGCGACGAACAAAUUCAGUCUAAAGCAGAUGAACUGUGUGGCUCAGUGAAAUGUCACAGCAGUGCAAACUGUGUGGUUCAAACAUCUGGAUCUCAGUGUCUCUGCGCUGCUGGGUUUGAGGGAAAUGGGACGUUCUGUAAAGCUGUAGACCCGUGUCUGGGGAACAACGGCGGCUGCAGCCUGGAUGCGGUUUGUAAAAGGACGCGACCCGGCAGCAGGGACUGCGUCUGUAAGAGCGGCUACGCUGGAGAUGGCUUUGUGUGUGUGGAGAUAAAUCCUUGUCUGGAGGGAAAUGGAGGGUGCCAUGCCAACGCAGACUGCAUCCAUGUUGGACCAAACAGAACUUCCUGCGUCUGCAACAACGGUUAUUCAGGAGAUGGACAGAACUGCAGCAUGGUCAACCUGUGUAAAAAGAAUAAUGGCGGCUGUCACAAGGCUGCCCAGUGCAACAUGACGGGCCCUGCCGUUCGCUCCUGCACAUGCCCAGAAAACUUUGUAGGAGAUGGUUUGAAGUGCAAAAGCUCGGUGGAGAAGGAGCUGAGGUUUAGGGGCUCCAACGACUUUUACUUCAGCCUGCUGGUGAUGCAGAUCAGCCUGAAAGGCCGCGGCCCGUUCACCGUCUUUGCUCCGAACGCUCAGGCCACGCAACACAACAACUCCUUCAAGGUAAAAUCUUUCUCCAAGAACAAAGAGAUCUACGCCAACGUCCUGCGCAGCCACAUCGUCAUGUGUCACACGCUGCUGCCCGACGACCUGAACCGAGUCCGAAACCUGACCUCUCUGUCUGGACUCGUCCUCACCACCGGCUCCACCCAGGGAAGGAUCACCAUCAAUGAGGCUAAUGUGACCAACAGCGACGACAUCAGUGCCAACGGCAUCAUCCAUGAAAUCGACAGCCUUCUGUUUCCACCCAACGUCAACAGGAACAACAUCCUGCUGAUCCCGGACCCGACCGAGCAGAAUCUGACAGACGUGGCGGAAAGACACGGUUAUAAAACCUUCUACAAACUGCUCCAGGACACAGGCGUCAUGGAGAUGAUAGAUGAAGCGAUCUACCAGCCAGUGACCAUCUUCCUGCCGUCUGAUGAUGCCAUGGCCUCCAUGCCCCAGCAACAGAAGGACUUCCUGUUGCACCAACAUAACCGAGCUCAGCUGCUGGAGUACCUGAAGUACCACGUCAUGAUAAGCCAGAAGGUCUAUGCAGAAGGACUGAUCUACCUGGAGUCCGCUCGGACUCUGCAGGGUUCCUCUCUGUCGUUCUCCUGCGGCGGUUCUGAUGACAUUGGAGAAAUCUACGUCAACGACAGAUCCUGUCGGAUCACUGAGCGCCAUCUUGUCUUCAGAGCUGGUAUUGCGUAUGGAAUAGACUGCCUCCUGACCCCGCCCAGCCUCGGGGGGCGCUGUGACGAACAGACAGUGUUGGAUCUGAAGAUGAACUGUGGUCCGUGCACAAGAUCUGUCUGUCCCAGAGGAACUGUAAAGAAGGAGGUCCAGAACUGUGAUCUUCCCUCCUUGUUCAUCAGCAAAAACUCUGGCUGUCGACCCAUCUGUACCGUCAACUUCUGGAAUCCAAAGUGCUGUCCUGGUUUCUACGGGAGAGACUGUCUGGUGUGUCCAGGAGGAGCCCACCGUCCCUGCAGUAACCGAGGGAACUGUGACGACGGUCACCUGGGUAACGGUACCUGUACCUGCCACGCUGGUUUUGACGGCACAGCCUGUGAGAUGUGCAGCAGUGGGUUCUACGGCCCCAGCUGUAAAGCCUGUAACUGCUCCACUCACGGGUCAUGUGACGACGGCCUGCGGGGGACCGGUCUGUGUUUCUGUGAGGAAGGAUGGACUGGAGAACGAUGCCACGUUCAGCAAACUGAGCUCUUCCAGUGCUCUCCACCCUGCUCUCCUAAAGCCGUCUGUCAGGAAAACAACACCUGCGUCUGCCGGCUGUUUCAUGUGGGAGACGGACGCACCUGCACAGUGGUGGACAUGUGUAAGAUCUGGAACGGCGGCUGUGCUAGAGAAGCUAAAUGCUCCCAGAAAGGAGGGAAGGUGAACUGCACGUGUCCUCAGGGUUACUCUGGGGACGGCUUCACCUGUCUACCUGUGGACCCCUGCGCCAGCGGGGACAACGGCGGCUGCCACGAACACGCCACCUGCACCAUGACGGCUCCGGGGAAGAGAAGGUGCACCUGUAAGGACAGCUACGUUGGAGACGGAGUCACCUGUGACGUCAAACAGCUGCCAGUCAGCCGCUGUCUCCAGGACAACGGACAAUGCCACCCGGAUGCUAAAUGUACCGACCUCCACUUUGAAGAUGCAACGCUCGGCGUGUUUCACUACCGCUCAGUUAGAGGUCAGUACAAACUGAACUACACAGCAGCUCAGCAGGGCUGCAGGGCAGAGGGAGGCGGACUGGCUACCUACACUCAGCUCUCCUACGCUCAGCAGGGCGGAUUGAACAUGUGUACCGCCGGCUGGUUGGACCAAGCCCGGGUCGCCUAUCCCACCACCUACUCCAACCCCAACUGUGGCUUCGGGCAUGUGGGCAUCGUGGACUACGGUACCCGCAAAAACCUGAGUGAGACCUGGGAUGCCUUCUGCUACAGGAUGAAGGAGGUGCAGUGUGAGUGUAAACCAGGUUACAUUGGAGAUGGAUUCAGCUGUGCAGGGAACCUCCUGCAGGUCCUCAGGUCUACCCCCACCUUUUCCAACUUCCUCAUACAAAUCCUGAACUACUCCGAGGUGUCAGAGUCUGGCCAAAAGUUUUUGAAGCGUCUCAGUAACCCAGAAGUUCAGUCCACCUUGUUCGUACCUGAAAACGGUGGCCUGCUGGAGAACCUGACCCUGAGCCAGCGGGACAUCGAGUUCCACCUGUCUGAGGGUAAGGCUCUUCCUCUGAGCCAACUGAGGAACAACAGUCGGAUCAGGACCCGGGUUGGUAGUCUGACGGUCCUUGGAGUUGCCAACCUUCUCAACCCUUCUGACCUGGCAUCGUGUUACAUCAACGACCGCUUUGUCACCAUCUCUGAUGUUCCUGCUUCAAACGGGAUCAUCCAUGUCCUCCAGGGACCUCUGGCAGCUCCUCCUCCCCAUCAAGAUGUCCGUGUGGCCCACAAGGCCGGGAUGAGAGCCGGAGUGGUUCUUCUGAUCCUUCUGGUGGUCGGAGCCGUCUUUGUUGGAUAUCGGUUCUACAGACAAAGCAGAAAACCCUUCCAGUUUCACUACUUCAAGGACGACGACAAAGAAGAGGAACCGGCAGCAGAAACAGCAAACUACAGCCGCAGCAUCUCCAACCCCGUUUAUGAAGCAGGUCCAGAACCAGCAGAACCAGGACAGUCCUGGUCCAGUGCAUCUGGUGCCACAGGCAGUCUCCAGCCAUCUGUGAAGGUGGAGGACCGACACGAGGUGGUGAACGGAGGAUCGUAUGACCUGCUGCAGGACAGCUGAGCGUGCUGCUGCUCUCUGCUGGACCAGAACCAGACUGGGACUCAGGCGUCCUACCAGAACCUGAAGCUACCAGAACCUGAAGGGCGGAGUCAUUUCUGCAGGUCCCAGUCUACCUGCACAGGGUGUGUUCAGGUGCUGGAACAAACUGAUGCUCACAUGUAAAAGUUCUGACCCGACUGAUUGUGGUUCUGUUUGAGUUCUGGGAAUAAAGUAACAAGCUGAUCCAA
Messenger RNA from Fundulus heteroclitus (mummichog), 7934 nucleotides. RefSeq names its product stabilin 2 (gene stab2). NCBI's taxonomy places the organism in Eukaryota, Metazoa, Chordata, Actinopteri, Cyprinodontiformes, Fundulidae. Gene Ontology annotation, molecular function: calcium ion binding; hyaluronic acid binding. Gene Ontology annotation, biological process: cell adhesion. The record is from RefSeq and is a predicted model, not a curated record. The transcript is spliced from 69 exons. The coding region runs from base 37 to 7707 and encodes 2556 amino acids.